AUGUCGGACGCCAGGUCGGAUUCGGGGCUGGGCCUACGUUUUCUCGAUCUGAACGACCAUGAAGACGACGACAGCCCGUGCAAAGGCUUACGCCGCACGAGGAGUCAUUCUAACAAGCCGAUUUCCGUGCCGCAGUGCGCCUCUUCACCGCGAAUUUCAACGCCCCGACUACCUUCGUCCAUGAGCUAUCGGGGUUUCUCACCUCUGUCACCGCCUCCCCGCCAACAUUUUUCUACGCCUGGUCAGCAGUUCUCAACGCCCGUGGCUAAGAGCCCUUUGGCCCGGUCCUGGACCGAGGAUGACCUUACCGCAUCGGCUCAUUCGAACGAUAACACGAAUGAGAACACCCGAGACACCCUUGGCCUUAUCCAACGACUAAACGACUUGACUCACAAGUUGCUUGCGGGCGAAGAUGUCCCUGACUCCAAUGUUAGCGCCAUGCACGGCAAGCUUGAUGAGAUAGAGUCACCAAAAACGUGGUCCAUGGACGCUCAGAGUGUCGAACACGAAUCCUUGUGGACCUCGCCUUCGCCCUCAUGGUUUCGAUCUGGCCUGUCGGAAAUCUCACCGUCGUUCCGGAGCUCAUUCCGACGAGAUACGCCCUCUCCCGAACCCACCGUCGAGAAAAAGCCUGCCGUCGAUUCUUUCCGCAUCGCAUCUGAGGCAGCAAAGCUCAACUCAGAACUGGAAACCCUCGUCACGAAUCUCAAGGCCCGGCAGGAGGAAUCAGAACACAUACACCAGCUUCUCGUGACACGCGCCGAACGCGCAGCACAACGAAUCAUUUUCCUCCAAGGACGAGUGCGAGAUCUGGAGGAUGAACUCCAGGAAAAUGACUCCGAACUCACCUACCUCCGUCUUGGCCUCAAGGCCAUAGAAGUGCAGUGCCCAAAUAACGCUGAUCCCGACCUCGCACAGAGCAUCCAGAACUGGAAGGCCGAUUGGUCCGACCUCAAACGGAAACGCUCCAAGCACAAGAGCUUCGACCGCUCCGCUUACAACACCCCCGUGGGCACGCCGUUGCGACGGUGA
Colletotrichum navitas is the source of this 1032-nucleotide messenger RNA. RefSeq lists its product as uncharacterized. The coding region runs from base 1 to 1032 and encodes 343 amino acids. The record is from RefSeq and is a predicted model, not a curated record. The transcript has 4 exons. NCBI's taxonomy places the organism in Eukaryota, Fungi, Ascomycota, Sordariomycetes, Glomerellales, Glomerellaceae.